AUGAAGUUCACGGCUGCGGCUGCAUUGGCCCUUACGGCCGCCCCCUCCCUGGUGGCAGCACAGAUCUUUACCGAGUGUGAUCCAACCAAGAAAUCCUGCCCCCCCAAUCCUGCACUCGCGGGAACCGCCUCGUUUGACAUGAAGAGCGCCUCUGACCGAUUUAUCAUCGUCGGAAACUCCCCCACCUAUGGCGACGACGGUGCCUCCUUCACCAUCAACAAGCAGGGCGAGGCGCCCACUCUCCAGUCCAAAUUCUACAUCAUGUUCGGCCAUCUUGACGUCGAAAUCAAGGCUGCUCCCGGCCAGGGCAUCGUCAGCAGUGUCUUCAUGGUGUCGGACAGCCGGGACGAGAUCGACUGGGAGUGGGUGGGCGGCAACAACGGCCAGGUGCAGACCAACUUCUUCGGAAAGGGCCAAACCGCCACCUACGACCGCUCCGUCUGGCACCCCAACCCCGGCAACCAGGAUGCCUUUCACAAAUAUUCGAUCGACUGGACCAGCGAGCGCAUUGAGUUCUCCAUCGAUGGAAAUCUGAUCCGCACGGUCACCCCCAACGAUGCUAAUGCCAAGGGCCAAUACCCCCAGACGCCCAUGCGCAUCAGAUUCGGUUCUUGGGCCGGAGGUGACCCCAAUAAUUCCCAGGGAACCAUUGACUGGGCCGGUGGUUUGACCGAUUUCAGCAAGGCACCAUUCACUAUGCAACUCAAGAAUGUCGUCGUCACCGACUAUUCUACUGGUAAAGAGUAUCGCUACAAAGAUCAGAGCGGAACUUGGCAGUCCAUUGAAGCCGUCGACGGCGAGGUCCACGGCUCGGGAACCCCUGGUUCAGGCCCACAGGUAGAGUCUUCACUUCCACCAGCAGAAGCCACCAUUGCCCCCAGCCAAGGUAUGACCUCAGGUUCAGGAGCACCGAGCGUGUAUCCGUGGAUCCCAAAAGACCCUUCCAAGACACCCACCACUGCAAGUGCGUCAGUAACAGGAUUUCCAGGGCUCCCCAGUAGUUGGUUAGUCACCGACGAUGGGAGACCCUCUACGCCGAGCACGGCUUCUACCGAUUCCCGUAUUUCGUCAUCGCCUUCGCCUUCGUCUUCGGAUUCUCAAUCUUCUGGUGGCCCUGAACCCUCGGAGACUGGUUCGCCUUCUCGACCAACCGGCGAUGGUGCAACCUUCGUCACUUCUGGUUUACCGGUGACUAGUGGUGGAACCAAUCCAUCCGCGACCGAGGCUCCGCCAAAUGCUGCGGCCCACCUCUCCAGCCCCUACUACGGAUUCGCUGCCAUUUGCGGUAUCAUGGGCCUGGCUGUGCUCCUAUGA
This is a messenger RNA of Uncinocarpus reesii 1704, 1314 nucleotides long. RefSeq lists its product as uncharacterized. The transcript is spliced from 4 exons. NCBI's taxonomy places the organism in Eukaryota, Fungi, Ascomycota, Eurotiomycetes, Onygenales, Onygenaceae. Gene Ontology annotation, cellular component: fungal-type cell wall. The coding region runs from base 1 to 1314 and encodes 437 amino acids. Gene Ontology annotation, molecular function: glycosyltransferase activity; hydrolase activity, hydrolyzing O-glycosyl compounds. The record is from RefSeq and is a predicted model, not a curated record. Gene Ontology annotation, biological process: carbohydrate metabolic process; fungal-type cell wall organization.